This is a messenger RNA of Megalopta genalis, 700 nucleotides long. RefSeq lists its product as uncharacterized. NCBI's taxonomy places the organism in Eukaryota, Metazoa, Arthropoda, Insecta, Hymenoptera, Halictidae. The record is from RefSeq and is a predicted model, not a curated record.
GGAGCGUUUUGGACGAAAAGUCGUGCAAUUGCGAAGUUUAAGCUCGAUCUUCAAACAUGUUUCGUACUGUUCUUGUUCUCCUGUUCACCGCCAUUGUCUACAUUGACAUGUGCGAAGGUUCUGCGGACAAUUGUGGCGAUAAUGAAGUGCUCACGAAGUGCCCACUCUCGCAUGAACAGAGAUGCGGUGAACCGCCAUCCAACUGCUUGGGGAACUGCGAUGCAGAGCCUGCCUGUCAAUGUAAGCCAUUAUACGUGAGGAAUUCCGCGGAAGUGUGUGUCCUUCCCACGCAAUGUUAAUUAAGGAAACUUCGUCUCGUUGGCUGCUUCAGGAAGUUUAUGGAUAACGAAUAGGUGCAAGGUUAUGGUUGGCAAUAAAUGAUAUUGUAAUUACUGCACUAGUGUCUUAAGCUCAUUUAAUCCUGUGCGUAUAAAAAAUGCUGAACUCCAUAUUACAUUUGAAUUCGAUGUUACAUAUUCUGAUGUCGGGAUCUGAUCUUACUGCAUAAAAUGCAGCUGCGCAUUCAUUGUGAUCGAAGUUGCUCGGUACGUCCGUUGUUCUAUCGUUCACGUUGUCAAUUUUGUACUACCUUAAAACGCAUGCAUUUGUAAUAUUAUGCGUAACACACUGUAAUUAAUUAUAAGUUAAAAUAAGGUAUACUAAUAUGUGUACAAGAAAUCAAUAAAGGACUUUAAUAAUG